CCGUGCCUGUGCUUCAUAGUUCUCCCAAUUGGAGAAGAUUAUGGAAGAAUUAUUUGGGUUGGUGAAUAUCCAAUGCUAUUAACAUUUAUCGAAAUGCUGACGUCAUUCUCCUAGUACAUACACAUUACCCAAAAGUAUUUCUCUCGAAUUUCAUCAUCCAGGAACUUGUACAGAUUGUUAACAUUCAUUCAGCAAAUGAAUUCGUACAAGAAAUUUGAGAUCCGGAAGAGGGAUCCGGACCCGAAAUCCGUGGCUUUGUUGGUGAUCGACAUCCAGAAUCACUUCGAAUCCAUAACCCGCCCCAUUUUACCUGCCCUCAACUCCACAAUCGACCUCUGCCGACGCUCUUCUGUGCCGGUAUUGUUCACGCGCCACUGCCACAAGUCCCCCGCCGACAACUCCAUGCUCUACGAGUGGUGGAACGGCGAAAUCAUCAUCGACGGCACCCCCGAUUCCCAACUCAUCCCCGAUUUGCACCGAUCAGACUCUGAUUCCGUCAUCCUAAAGAACACUUACAGUGCUUUCAGAGAGACGGGUUUAGAAGAGAGGCUGAAAGAGAUGGGAGUGGAGGAGGUUAUAGUGAGCGGGGUGAUGACCAACUUGUGUUGUGAGACGACAGCUAGAGAUGCAUUUGUUAGAGGUUUCAGAGUUUUCUUCUCAACCGAUGCAACCGCAACCUCAUCAUCCGAAUUACACGAGGCCACUCUUAAGAACAUGGCUUUUGGUUUUGCCUAUUUGGUUGAUUGCAAUACCCUCCAACACUCGUUUUCCAAAUCUAAUAAUUAGAUCAUGUCUUAGUUUUUACUACCACUUGUUUGAUCAAAAAAUAAAUUUUGGACAAGCUUCUGCUAUGAUAUAUAUGAAUGAUGAUUAUGUUUUCUAAUUUACUAGAUUAAUCAUAGAGUAUGUAAAUUGAAGAGUUAAUUAACAUUUUGAAAUAUAGUAAAGUAUGUUCCUUACUUCCUUCUU
Erythranthe guttata (spotted monkey flower) is the source of this 969-nucleotide messenger RNA. RefSeq names its product nicotinamidase 2. Lineage: Eukaryota; Viridiplantae; Streptophyta; Magnoliopsida; Lamiales; Phrymaceae. The record is from RefSeq and is a predicted model, not a curated record.